AUGUCUGCCAAAAAGAAGUUUCUCAUAGCUAACCCAUAUCUGGGGAACUUAGAUGAAGUUAUUAGAAAGAUCAAUUUGCAAAAUACAAAAAAUGGUCCCUUUGAGGCCGUGCUCCUUCUUGGAGAUGUUCUUCCAACUGGCUCAAAAUUACCAUUAGAAGAUCUUGAUGUGACGACUUAUUUCACUGAGGGAAGAUGUGGCAUAAGUGAAAGCUUAAGUGUUCGGUCAACAGAACUGACUGCUGUUGAGGUUAAACCUCAUUUAUUUUAUUUAAGUUCAAUAAUAAACAUCAUUGUAUUACCUAGUGGAUUGACUUUAGCCUACGUUUCUGCCAAGGUAGAAGAAGACAACAAAAAGCUAGAAGCUGCUUUGGAUCAAUUCAAGAAGUCUGAAAAGGAUAUAGAUAUACUAGUUACAUAUGACUGGCCAAGGGCAAUUGCAAGGGAGCAUAGGUUAACUUUAAUUGGAAAUGUGAGUAUAGAUACAAUAGUAAAGGAAGCAAAACCGCGAUAUCACUUUGCGGUAGGUAGUGACAGUGGGAGAUUUGUUGAAGGUGCGCCAUUUGAGUGGGAUAAUGGUAGAGUCACUCGAUUUAUAAGCUUAGGACAAGAGGGCUCAGGUGAAAAAUGGUUUUACGGUUUUGGGAUGUCGAACGUUCCAAGUGAUGUUUCGGAAUCACUGUUGGUACCAAAUCCAUUUAUUAAAAGUACUACAACUUCGGCUCAAGUUAAGAGAUCUUUCGAAGAGGUCGCUGACGGCGGUGAAGCCCCAGUAAAACAAAUCAAAAUUGUUCCUAUGGAAAAGUGUUUCUUUUGUCUCUCAAAUCCCAAUGUAGAGACUCAUAUGGUCAUUUCUAUUGGGAAACAUUCUUAUCUAACGGUAGCGAAGGGUCCACUUUCUAGGGCAAACAAAAACAUGCAAUUUUCGGGACAUGCCAUCAUCAUUCCUAUUGAACAUAUCCCAAGUAUAAGGUCCACCACAGCAAAUGUUCAAGAAACUCCAGUAUAUAAAGAAAUCCAAAAAUUUGAGCAAACGCUAGUACAGGCAUUCCAAAAGCUGUACCCUUCCUACAGGCUCGUUUUCUUUGAGAUCAAUAGAUUGGAAGGUGUGCAUUAUCAUGUUCAAAUGGUACCGGUGUUGGAUUCCUCGCUUCCGAAGUUCGCCAAGAUUUUAAAAGAUAAGGCAAAGACUAAUAAUGAAGUUUACACUCAAAACCAGCAUCUCGAUUUUAGCCAUUUCUCAGACGACAAAUCACCAGAGCUUUUGAAUAUAAUCAACCACAAAGAUCACAUACUUUUCACUGUUUACAGAAACGAAACACAAAAAGAUAUUUAUAUUGCUACUCUUGAUGAUGAAUCCAAGACCGUCGAUCUACAAUUCCCAAGAAGGGUCUUGGCGACUGUUAUCAAUCGCCCCAAGAGUGUUUCAUGGGUGAAAUGUCGCCAGCCAUCUUCUCAAGAGGCUGCAGAGUGUCUGGCAUUCAAGAAGUUUUAUCAAGAGUUUGAUUUCACUUUAUGA
This is a messenger RNA of Priceomyces carsonii, 1518 nucleotides long. RefSeq lists its product as uncharacterized. The coding region runs from base 1 to 1518 and encodes 505 amino acids. The transcript has a single exon. Gene Ontology annotation, molecular function: RNA lariat debranching enzyme activator activity. Gene Ontology annotation, biological process: mRNA splicing, via spliceosome. The record is from RefSeq and is a predicted model, not a curated record. NCBI's taxonomy places the organism in Eukaryota, Fungi, Ascomycota, Pichiomycetes, Serinales, Debaryomycetaceae. Gene Ontology annotation, cellular component: post-mRNA release spliceosomal complex.